This is a messenger RNA of Pseudophryne corroboree (corroboree frog), 1168 nucleotides long. It is a transcript of the gene EMX2, whose product is annotated as empty spiracles homeobox 2. Gene Ontology annotation, biological process: central nervous system development; regulation of transcription by RNA polymerase II; neuron differentiation. The transcript is spliced from 3 exons. Gene Ontology annotation, cellular component: nucleus. The record is from RefSeq and is a predicted model, not a curated record. NCBI's taxonomy places the organism in Eukaryota, Metazoa, Chordata, Amphibia, Anura, Myobatrachidae. The coding region runs from base 117 to 851 and encodes 244 amino acids. Gene Ontology annotation, molecular function: DNA-binding transcription factor activity, RNA polymerase II-specific; RNA polymerase II cis-regulatory region sequence-specific DNA binding.
CUAAUUACACAUCGCUGCAGAAGUUGGGAGAGCCGGGCACAUCCAUGGAUUGUCUGCCACAGGGAGGAGGACGGUGACCCGCAAAUCUCAGCCACACUCUCCCUGCGCCCGGCAACAUGUUCCAGCCCACCCCAAAGAGGUGCUUCACCAUCGAAUCGCUGGUGGCCAAGGACAGUCCCCUGCCAGCCCCCCGCUCCGAGGACCCCAUCAGACCCGCUGCCCUCAGCUAUGCCAACUCCAGCCCCAUCAACCCCUUCCUCAACGGCUUCCACCCCAGCGGGCGAGGGGUCUACUCCAACCCGGACCUGGUGUUCGCAGAGACUGUGUCCCACCCGCAGAACCCCGUACACCCGGUGCCCCCACAUCACGCCCUGGCAGCGCACUCCCUGCCCACCUCCCACUCCCCGCACCCGCUCUUCUCCACGCAACAAAGGGACCCGUCCACCUUCUACCCCUGGCUCAUACACCGGUACCGAUAUCUGGGCCACAGGUUCCAAGGUAACGAGAGCAGCGCUGAGAGCUUCCUAUUGCACAAUGCUCUGGCCAGGAAACCGAAGAGGAUCCGCACAGCCUUCUCCCCAUCGCAGCUUCUGCGCCUGGAACACGCCUUCGAGAAGAAUCAUUACGUUGUGGGCGCAGAGAGGAAGCAGCUAGCGCACAGUCUGAGCCUGACCGAGACCCAGGUAAAAGUCUGGUUCCAGAAUCGGAGGACGAAGUUCAAGCGGCAGAAGCUGGAGGAGGAGGGCUCGGACUCAUCGCAGAAGAAGAAGGGCACCCACCACAUUAAUCGCUGGAGAAUCGCCACCAAGCAGGCCAGCCCCGAGGAGAUCGAUGUCACAUCGGACGAUUAGUGGUUCGCACUUUGCUGGAGCACAGACGGGGCCAGGGAUGGGGCCGGCCCGGAGGAGGAUUUUUGCACUUGCAGCUGUUGGCGGAGCCCCGUGCGGGUGUAGGGCACCCGGUUACCCGUGACUCUGCUGUCUGGAGACACCCAGGGGGGACGCCUCUCCUCCGCCAUGAUAGGAGCGCUGGACACACGCGGACUCAUUGCGCUCCCUAUACCGGACUGUACAUAAAUCGUGCUUGUGGUUCUGACGCCGAUAUACUUCCAAGAAGUAUCACCUUGUCCACAUUUUGUCAAUAAAGAUUUAUCCAGACGUUGGCAGUU